AUGGAGAAAUUCGACUGUGUUGUCGUGGGUGCUGGCUUAUACGGUCUUGCCGCGGCUAAACAGUUUCGCGCCUUGAACCAAGAUAGCUCUCUGGUCAUCUUUGAAGGCGAGUCAAGUAUUGGCGGCACCUGGGCCCAGCACCGCAUAUACCCAGGCCUCAAGAGCAACAAUCUGCUUGGAACAUACGAAUACCCUGAUUUUCCCAUGAUUGCAGAGAAGUUUGGCGUGAAGGAAAAUGAGCAUCUGCCAGGAAGCAAGAUACAUGCCUAUCUUCAAGCAUAUGCUGAGCAUUUUGGCAUCAGUCAUCUGAUUCGGUUCAAUUCGAAAGUUACCGUCGCGGAACACAUGGAUGAGGAUCAAGGCGGAUGGCAGUUGACUAUCAGAAAUGUGAGGACCAAUCAAGAAGUCAAUGUAUUGACUCGAGGCCUCAUUGUGGCAACCGGCAUCACUUCCGAAGCUUUCCGUCCUCAAUUUGCUGGACAGGAAACAUUCCGGGGGAAGGUGUUUCAUGGAAAAGAUUUCCCCCAACAUAAAGCCACACUUGAAGAAGGACAGACUGUGACCGUAUUUGGAGCUACGAAGUUCGCCUGGGAUGCUGUAUAUGCUUAUGCAACAGCUGGAGUAAACGUGCAUUGGGUUGUGCGUGCAUCAGGACACGGUCCUUGCUGGAUGACGCCUCCGUAUGUCACCCCCUUCAAGAAGUGGAUCGAAGAGAUCGCCAAUACUCGUGCUCUAACUUGGUUCAGCCCAUGCGUUUGGGGACACGCAGAUGGUUAUCCAAGGAUUCGGAAUUUCCUUCACGGCACUGCCCCAGGCCGACUGCUCGUCGAUCUGUUCUGGAAAUUCAUGGAGAACGACGUUUUGUCACUCAACAACUAUGACUCGCACCCUGAUACGGCAAAGUUGAAGCCUUGGACGAGGGCGUUCUUUACAGGUCCCAGCUUCAGUAUUGACAACUACGAUAAUAGUGUUUGGGAUGUGAUCAAGAGCGAUCUAGUCAAAGUCUACGUUGGAGAACUUGAUCAUUUGAGUGACGACAAAGUUUAUCUGGCUGAUGGGACAGAAUUAAAAUGUGAUGCCCUUCUUGCUCAUACAGGGUGGAAGCAUGUACCCUGCUUAAAGUUUCUCCCUGAGGGCAUUGAGGCGGAGAUAGGACUGCCUCAUGCAAUCCCACAGCAGUCAGAGGAUGUGGAUGUAAGUGCUCGAGAGUCACUACUCCAAGUGGCAGAUGAAGAGAUCCUGUCCCGAUUCCCAAAGCUUAGAAAGCAGCCUGUAUGGAACGCAAACUACGUUCCUAUGACGGAGCAGAAAGGGAUCAAAAGUAACGAUGAGGUCUCACCUUAUAAGCCGCUUAGCUCGUAUAUGUUGCAUCGCUUCAUGGUGCCUCCCUCCGAGCGGCUGCUGAGACAUAGAGACAUCGCAUUUGCCGGUGUUAUCGGAAAUUUUAGCAACCCCAUUACGGCUCAUUUACAAGGCUUGUGGAUUAAUGCCUAUCUCAAAGGCCAGCUUGACAAUGACCCGACGGCUGCGGUGGGAGAUAGCGAGGCUAUGGCGAAGCUGCAUUAUGAGACAGUGUUACACAACAGGUUUGGCAAAUGGCGUUAUCCUACGGAUUGGGGCACCAACAAGACUCCGGGCUUCAUCUUUGAUGCCGUUCCGUAUUUUGAUCUACUCCAACAGGAUCUCGGCCUCUCACCACAUCGAAAAGGGGGGUUCUGGACCGAGAUGUGGAGUCCCUACGGUCCAAGGGACUAUAGUUCUGUCAACGAAGAGUGGGAGAAGAAGCAUAAAUAA
This is a messenger RNA of Clonostachys byssicola, 1794 nucleotides long. NCBI's taxonomy places the organism in Eukaryota, Fungi, Ascomycota, Sordariomycetes, Hypocreales, Bionectriaceae. The record is from the annotation of a GenBank genome assembly.